Molecule: messenger RNA, 1714 nt
Organism: Xenopus laevis (African clawed frog)
Lineage: Eukaryota; Metazoa; Chordata; Amphibia; Anura; Pipidae
Gene: s100a1.S
Product: S100 calcium binding protein A1 S homeolog
Exons: 3
Coding region: 1326-1610 (94 amino acids)
Cellular component (GO): cytoplasm
Molecular function (GO): calcium ion binding; calcium-dependent protein binding
Source: RefSeq, a predicted model, not a curated record
UUACCUUCUAGCGGCAUAAUGGGAGAACCGGUCCCAAGGAGCUUACACUCUAGUGGUAUAAUGGGAGAUGCUGCCCCAAGGGGCUCAUGAUGUAGUGGUAUAGUGGGUGAGCCUGCCCCAAGGAGCUUACACUAUAGUGGUAAAAUGGAAGACCCUGUCCAAAGGAGCUUACACUCUGGGGUAUAAUGGGAGAGCCUGCCCCAGGGAGCUUACACUCUAUAGGUAUAAUGGGAGACCCUGGCAGAAGGAAAUUACAUUCUAGUGGUAAAAUGCAAGACCCUGCCCCAAGAGGCUUAUGCUCUAUUGCUAUAAUGCGAGUCUAGUGGUAUAAUGGGAGAUGCUGCCCCAAGGGGCUUAUGAUGUAGUGCCUUAAUGGGAGACCCCAUACCCAAGGAGCUUAUGCUCUAGUGGUAUAAUGGGAGACCCGUCCCUAAAGAGCUUACACUCUAGUGGUAUAAUGCCCUGCCAUAAGGGGCCUAUGCUGUUAUAAUGGGAGAUCCUGCCCCAGGGAGCUUACACUCUAGUGGUAUAAUGGGAGAGCCUGCCCCAGGGAGCUUACACUUUAGUGGUAUAAUGGGAGAGCUUGCCCCAGGGAUCUUAGGAGUGGUAUAAUUAUAGAGUCUUACACUCUAGUGGUAUAAUCUGAGACAUACCCCAAGGAGCUUACACUCUAGUGGAAUAAUGGGAGACCCUGUCCCAAGGAGCUUAUACUCUAGUGGUAUAAUGGGAGAGCUUGCCCCAGGGAGUUUAGGAGUGGUAUAAUUAUUGUGCCUAGAAGCUGCAGUGUUAUAACACCAGCUGGAAAACAGCUAAAGAGAGAUUUCUUUGUGUAAGGAAAGUCAUUAGUGACAGGAGCAACACUAUCGCUGAAGUUAUAUAUUUUUGAUUAUCAGCUCCGUUCUCCAUCUGUAAGGUUUGUUUCCCCCUAUGGAAUUACCUGGGAGAUAAAAGUGCCCUCAUAUAUGAUGUAGGAAUUAGCUAGAUUACAGGCAACGCCUUCCACUAUAUAUCCUGAAAAGUCCUUUAAUGAGCUUCCACUUGGGAGUCUGGUUUCGACAGUCUCCAUGGCGAUGAUCUGGAGGUCCACAAUGGGGAGAUGGAAAUAGAGCAUUGAUAUUGGAGAGUCCUGUGUCUCUUUGUGUUGGAGGUAAUGGAUAUCCAUGACGAGGAGAAAUAGGCUGUCUGGUAGGAAGCAAUGGUUAGGCAAGAGUAUUUAUGCUGAGUCCCCCAAGAGCUGUUGUUGGAAGAGGGCAACUGUAAAAAAUUCGUCCCUGGAUCUCUCCAACUGGCACUCUGCCCACCAGCUUUGAUCGACCCUUUCAGCCAUGAGUUCUAAACUGGUACAGGCUAUAGACACGCUGAUCUCGGUCUUCCACACCUACUCAGGACGGGAAGGAGACAAGUGCAAACUGAGUAAAAGGGAAAUGAGAGACCUGAUACAGAACGAGCUUGCAGAGUAUCUUGAGACCCAGAAAGAUGCCAUGUCAGUAGACAAGAUCAUGAGUGAGCUAGACGAGAACGGAGAUGGUGAGGUGGACUUCCAAGAAUUUGUCAUCCUCGUGGCGUCCCUGACUGUGGCCUGUAAUUCUUUCUUCAACCAUGAAAACUGACCCUGUUAAGGGGUGGGGAGGGGCUCUUUGCCAGGAUGUGAUGCAUGCUGGGAUACUACAGAACAUCAUGGAACCUUUGUGUCUGAUUAAACAUAACAAAUACA